AAAUUGUUACUUGCCUCGAUUCCUGCCUCUGAUGCCGUUUAUACAAAUUUAAUUAACGUAUAAAACAUGUCGCUGAAAGAACUGUCUGGACUCGAUAUUGUCUUUGAUUAAACGUACGAAUACGGAGAUCUUCAUAAAAUAGAUUGUGACUGUUAUUGAAGUUAUAAGUUAAAAUAGUGUUCGAGACGCACGUUUCUGUAAGAUGGUUUUGUAAAGUACACAUUUAUAGCGUUUAUAUCGAAUACCACGACAAACACGUUGGACGAAAGGAAUAGGUUCCAAAUUGCCAGAUGAAUACAGAAAGUUUUGGAAAGAAUGGAAGGUGCAAAUGCCGGCUGCUGUGCAUUACAUAAAACCAGAAGGAAAAUAUUUCAGAAAUCCGGAGACCGAAGAAGUAACACCGGUUCAAGAAGUACCAAUACCGUUAAUAUACCCAAAGGAAUUUCAUCAAGGCAUAUGGGGAGGCGAGAGUGUUGUUCAAGGCUUCGUAAAGAGACAUAGAUACAAUCGGAGAUACCCGCAUUUCUGGUUUCCAACACUUAAAAAGUCUGUGGUUUACAGUGAAGUUUUAGAUAAGUAUAUGAGCGUGGUUGUCACCAACAGAACUAUAGAUCUAAUCAAUGAACACUACGGUUUCGAUCAUUAUUUAUUGAAGAGUCCUGCCUGCGAUUUGAAAUCUGAGGUCGCCCUCAAAAUAAAACGUCAAAUACUUUUAGCUUUGGCUGAUAAAACAUUGUAUCCCGACGAUCCCGUUAAAAGUGAAGAAAUUUAUAACAAAUACAAAGAAUACUUAACAGCGUAUACACGAAAAGAAAUCGAGUGGUAUGGUUUAACAUACAAAGAUGCUUGUAUGAAAUUCAUCAAAGAAGAGCAAGAAUCACAGGAACCUGUGAAACCUUUGAAACACCAGUAUAGGUCUGAGUUGCUUGCAAAAUUGAAGGAAGAAGAAAUCCAAGCUGCACAACAAACUGUUGCACGGUCUUCCACGUGGUCUAUAAAGUGGAAUCCUUUUAGUAAUCAGAAAUCGGAAUAACACCCGUAAGUUAUAUUUGUACAUAACCAUUAUAAAAAUAAAAUCGAAUUUUCAUGUC
This is a messenger RNA of Ceratina calcarata, 1091 nucleotides long. RefSeq names its product mitochondrial ribosomal protein L28 (gene mRpL28). The record is from RefSeq and is a predicted model, not a curated record. The coding region runs from base 329 to 1033 and encodes 234 amino acids. Gene Ontology annotation, cellular component: mitochondrial large ribosomal subunit. Gene Ontology annotation, molecular function: structural constituent of ribosome. The transcript is spliced from 6 exons. NCBI's taxonomy places the organism in Eukaryota, Metazoa, Arthropoda, Insecta, Hymenoptera, Apidae.